Molecule: messenger RNA, 2616 nt
Organism: Talaromyces proteolyticus
Lineage: Eukaryota; Fungi; Ascomycota; Eurotiomycetes; Eurotiales; Trichocomaceae
Product: putative DNA ligase Cdc9
Exons: 3
Coding region: 1-2616 (871 amino acids)
Biological process (GO): lagging strand elongation; DNA biosynthetic process; Okazaki fragment processing involved in mitotic DNA replication
Cellular component (GO): nucleus; mitochondrion
Molecular function (GO): DNA ligase (ATP) activity; ATP binding; DNA binding
Source: RefSeq, a predicted model, not a curated record
AUGCCAGAGAAAAAAGCUGCUAAGCAGUCUACGUUGGGGUGCGUUAGAGAUUCGCAAACCACAAUUGGGAAGUUCUUCGGUUCUGGAGCCACCCAAGGAUCCAAGGAUGCGCCCAAGCGUCAAACAACAUUAUCCUUCUCCGACGGCAAUAAACAAAAGGAUGUAUCCACAUCGGAGAAGACUGAGACUGCAUUAGAAGAGAAUGAAGUUGAUGUCGACCGUACUGCAAAUGGAGAUGCCAAGUUCAAAGAUGACGUCUCAGUCCUGCCCGCCAAGGGAGUAAAGAGGGAACAGAGUGUGGAAGCCGAUGCAAACUCAGAUUCAGAUGUGCAACCUGCUACCAAACGACGAAGGAAAGCCGCAAAAGAUGCUAAAAACAAAAAGCCAAAGAAGGAGAAAGCGGAAGAAAUUGUCUCUUCCCCCGAAGUUGUAAAGAAAGCUUCCGGUGAAGUGACACCAACCGAAGAAGACAAGUCCGAACCUGCCGAGGAGUUAUCAGCGAGUGAUGAUGAGGACGAGAAGCCGGAGGUCAAGAAGAAAGAGAUCGAAAAGGUUCAAGCUACACUUGGAAGCACCGGUAUUGAUCCUUAUCCCGAUUGGAAGGCUGGAGAACCUGUUCCAUAUGCUGCUUUAUGUACAACGUUCUCCCUCAUCGAGAUGACCACAAAACGUCUUGUUAUCUCAGCACAUGCGUCUCUUUUUCUAAACCAAGUUCUUCGGCUUACACCAGGAGAUCUCUUACCAACAGUCCAAUUGAUGAUCAACAAACUGGCCGCUGAUUAUGCUGGUAUUGAGCUCGGAAUUGGAGAAUCUUUGAUCAUGAAGGCUAUUGGAGAAACUACCGGGCGAAGUUUGGCGGUUAUCAAAGCCGAUCAACAUGAAAUUGGCGACCUAGGCUUGGUCGCUGCUAAGAGCAGGUCGAACCAACCUACAAUGUUUAAACCAAAACCAUUGACUGUGAGAGGAGUACACGAAGGUCUCCUGUCAAUAGCAAAAGUCCAAGGCCAUGGAUCCCAAGAUAAAAAGAUUUCUGGUAUCAAGAAACUUCUGUCUGCUGCCGAUGCGGCAACUGCUGGCAAGGGUAGCAAGGGAGUUGACAUCACCAAAGAUAAAGGAGGACCCAGCGAAGCGAAAUUCCUUAUCAGAUUCCUGGAAGGAAAACUGAGGUUAGGGCUAGCUGAGAAGACAGUACUGGUUGCUCUUGCACAUGCAGUAGUUGCUUACGAAGCUGCUCUCAACGGUGAUAAGGCUCCAAGCGCCGACCGAUUAGCAGACGGUGAAGCUGUGCUCAAACAGACUUAUAGUGAACUACCGGCUUACGAAGUUAUUAUUCCUGCUAUGCUAGAGCAUGGGAUCUUCAACCUUGCCAAUGUUUGCAAAUUGCAACCUGGUGUUCCUCUAAAGCCGAUGUUGGCUAAGCCAACUAAGUCUAUAACUGAGGUACUUGAUCGCUUUGAAGGCAAGGACUUUACCUGCGAGUACAAGUAUGAUGGCGAACGUGCUCAAAUCCAUUACGUUGCCCCUGAUUCGAUACACCAAUAUCCUAAUGCUACGACAACAUUGCAGAAAGAUGCAAAGGGCCUGAGUUCGAUUUUCUCUCGGAAUUCCGAAGACCUGUCCAAAAAGUAUCCGGAUAUUCUCGCCAAGCUGGAUAGAUGGAUCAAACCUGGAGUUUCAAGCUUCGUCCUUGACUGCGAAACCGUGGCCUGGGAUUUGGAAACCAAGAAGGUGCUUCCGUUUCAGCAGUUAAUGACUCGUAAAAGAAAGGAUGUCAAAGCUGAAGAUGUUAAAGUCAAAGUUUGUGUCUUUGCCUUUGACCUCCUUUUCCUAAAUGGCGAUCCAACGGUCAAGAAAAGCCUUCGAGAACGGCGUCAGCUCCUACAUGAUUCUUUCAACCCCAUUGAAGGAGAGUUUGCUUUCGCUCAACAUGGAAACACCAACGACCUGGAGGAAAUCCAACACCUACUGGAGGAAAGUGUCAAAGCAUCAUGUGAGGGUUUGAUGGUGAAAAUGCUAGAUACUGAGGAAAGCGGCUACGAACCCAGUAAGCGAAGUCGAAAUUGGCUCAAGGUGAAAAAGGACUACCUCGCUGGUCUUGGGGACUCUCUCGAUCUCGUUGUUCUAGGUGCCUAUUUUGGGCGUGGAAAACGUACAUCGGUAUAUGGCGCUUUCCUUCUCGCGGCUUACAAUACCACGAAGCAGACCUUUGAAACGGUCUGUAAUAUUGGUACCGGUUUCUCUGAAGCCGUGUUGGAAGAACUUCAUAAAGAACUUUCUCCGCUGGCCAUCGACCGCCCCAAACCGUUCUACGACCAUUCAAGCGUUCCCAAGGACCAACCAGACGUUUGGUUCGAACCACGUCUUGUAUGGGAAGUCAAAGCCGCCGAUCUGACCCUCAGUCCCCGAUACAAAGCUGCUGCCGAUGAAGUAGUAGGUACGACUGGUGGUGGGAAGGGGAUAUCCUUGCGAUUCCCUCGCUAUAUCAAAGCCCGCGACGACAAAAAGCCCGAAGAAGCCACAACGACCCGUGCUGUGGCUGAAAUGUAUCGCAAACAAGAAGCUAUUGUGAAGGAGAAUGCCGGUAAAAAGGGCGUCGAUGAUGAUUUUGAGUAUUAA